Lymnaea stagnalis (great pond snail) is the source of this 1314-nucleotide messenger RNA. The record is from the annotation of a GenBank genome assembly. Lineage: Eukaryota; Metazoa; Mollusca; Gastropoda; Lymnaeidae.
AUCGUCUUCAGCAUGGUCUUCACGCUCUUCGGCAACACCAUCAUCAUCAUGAUGCUCACCUGCAGCCGGUACCGGAAACGGAACAGCCGCGUCAACAUCUUCAUCAUCCACCUCGCCAUCGGGGACCUCACGGUCUGCUUCUGCACGAUGACCACCGAGAUCCUGUUCGUCGCGUUCGGCAAAUGGGUCCUGGGCCCGGCCCUCUGUAAGAUCUUGCCCUAUUUUCAGUGCGUCACGCUGGCCAGCACGACGUUCAUCCUGACGUCCAUGAGCUUCGACCGUUACCUCGCCAUCUGCAAGCCGUUGAAAUACCGGGCGACGACGGCGCGGGCGAAAAAGUUCAUCGCCGUCUCGUGGGCGCUGGCGUUCAUCCUCGCCAUCCCGCAGCUCCUCAUCUUCGUGCAGGUCGAGGAGAACAAAGACGGGCGCGUGCUGACCCAGUGCCAGACGAAAGGCUACACGGCGCUGUGGCAGCGGAUGUUGUAUUUCUCUUUCUUGACCAGUUACGUGUUCGUCAUUCCCGUGAUCCUGAUUUCCUUCUGCUACAUCAGCAUCGUAUGCGUGGUGUCCAAGGCGAGCCGGGUGGUGCAGAACACCCAGAACAACAACUGCUCGCUGCGGAGAUCUCAGUGCCCGCGGAGUAAGUCGACUUUCCCGCGCGCCAAGAUCAAAACCCUGAAGAUGACGUUCGCCAUCAUCGCGACCUUCAUCGUCUGCUGGACGCCGUACUUCGUGACGACGCUGAUCCGCAUCUACAGCAACUACAAGAUCCACGUGCCCGAGGAGGUCAUGGCCUUGGUCGAGUCCAUAACUUUCAUACAGAGUGCUUUCAACCCGCUCAUCUACGGCUGCUUCAACAUCAAGAUCAAGCGGAGCAUCAUGGAGCUGUUCUGUCCGCAGAACGACCAGUUCAUCAGGCGGUCGCCGAGCUACCGCAGCCCGGGGCUUUGCAUGUCCGUGUCCAGCGGGCACGGCCACCUCCACCGGCCGGUGUACGAGAUGAAGAUCUGCGCGAAGUCCCGGCUCCGCGACAACAUCGUCUCGAACAACGUUUCCAACUCAGACAGCGGGAACUCCCUGGAGCGCCUGGGGCGCGGCUCCAGCGUGGUGACGGUGACGGAGGAGAACAAGAAUGGCGUCCGGCUGCGGGUCAGGUUCGCCACCAAGGACCACUGCAGGUGUCUCUCGAGUGACGGGCUGGACUACUACAACUCGGAGACCUCUGUACCUUACGAGUGCUUGCACGCCGGGCAGGUCACCGGGUCGAGGUCACCCAUUUACAAACACCAAUCUUUGCAGCAGCUCUACACAUGA